CACACGCACACCGCUAUUCGAUAAUACAACCUCAUCUAGCUUUACGACCUACGAACCUGCCAUCCCAAAUAUAAAGAUUCUACUUUAGCCACUACCGAGUCCGCCCGCCAUGUCCUCCAGACCUUUGAACCUGGGGGAUUUCCCUGGUGAGAUCCUGGAUCGUAUCCUUGAUUAUGUCGGAUACAAGGGAGCUGUUAACCUCUCAAGGACAUCGAAAGGUUUCCACAACACCCUGUAUAACGAAGAGACCGGUUACUGGAAACGCGAGGCCCAGAGGGUCUUCAAGACUCCUCACGUCGAUAGCCUUAUCAACAAGGUUCCUUGGCGGUACCUCUUCCGGGGUAUGGCUAAGGCCCGUGUGUAUACCUGGGGCCAGGAUACCGAUGGAAAACUCGGACAUGAUCGACCACUACCGGAUCGUUACAUGCGGUCUCCGUAUUCAGUGGCUAUAUCGUUCGAGAUAUUGGGGCUAAGAAACAAGUUUGUGGUGGACAUGGUUGCUGGAGGUUGGAGCACGAGCUUCCUCACCUCGGAUGGGCAUGUCUAUAUAUCUGGCCGCCUGGGCAGUGAGCAAGGCUCCACUGCUGAGAUCAGAUUCCCCGAGCCAAUUUUUCAACUCUCUGCCGGGCGUGGCCACCUUAUUGCACUGUCCAACAAGGGACGUGUAUAUACUUGCAUAAAUAAGUCACAGGGGGCGCAACGUGUAGACUUUUGUGUUACGGUCAAUGAUUCUGAUCCCGGGUAUCUGACACCCGAUAAUGUUGGGAAGGUUGCAGAAGAUAUAGGAUGGGUCAAGAAGGUUGUUGGGGGGUGGGACCGCUGUGCAGCACUGAUAUAUGGCAUUGGGAUCGUGGUCUGGGGACCUGCAGACACCGGUGAGUCCGAUACAGGGCGCUAUAGGCCCAACGUAAGGAUUAUAAAAGGCACCAACUACCUAGAGAACCCUCCGAAGGGUAUUCCAGCGGAGGCUCUUGCAGAAAUCCAAAAGCAUAAGAGUGUUGGACAGGUCGUAGACUUUGUUCUAGGAGAGGGAUACUUGGUUUUCAUCACUAUUACUGGGAAGGUCUUUGCAACGCUUGGAUUCGAUCAGGCGGCGCCUACUGAGCUUGUGCAUUUCUCCUCACCCAAAGGGCAGUAUGGUUACCUUAUUAAGAUACGCGAGGCGGCCUUCCCCCAU
Messenger RNA from Tuber melanosporum (Perigord truffle), 1177 nucleotides. RefSeq lists its product as uncharacterized. Lineage: Eukaryota; Fungi; Ascomycota; Pezizomycetes; Pezizales; Tuberaceae. The transcript has 4 exons. The annotation marks the transcript as partial. The record is from RefSeq and is a predicted model, not a curated record. Gene Ontology annotation, molecular function: protein binding.